Messenger RNA from Lecanosticta acicola, 962 nucleotides. The record is from the annotation of a GenBank genome assembly. NCBI's taxonomy places the organism in Eukaryota, Fungi, Ascomycota, Dothideomycetes, Mycosphaerellales, Mycosphaerellaceae.
AUGUCCAACGAUGACAGCUGGACAGAAUCGAGCGGAACAAGCGCCCAGCAGAAACCACCUGCACACCAACGCAGCAUCUUCUCCCUCCCACCGACCGUGAAGCGCAUCUUUGACAAAUUCCCUCUUGUCACGUACGAAGCAAAUCCACUACCUAUUCGAUCCCCGAAGAAUAGGGAAGAGCAUGUUCUACACGUAUUCGGAAGUGAAGAGGGCGUCAGAGAGGGAAGGCCGAGCUUCAACCCGGGGUGCUUGAGAUGGCAGACGUUUUUGAAGCUUGCAGGGGUGGAGUUUAAGACUGUGGCUUCGAACAAUCACGCGAGUCCCAGUGGUGUCCUGCCGUUUCUGCUACCGGCUGCUCAAGAUGGAAAGGCGCAGGAACCUGUGCCGGCGGGGAAUAAGAUGAAGAAGUGGGUGGUGAAGGAGGGAAAGAAAGUGGAGGAGAGUAGCGAUUUGAGGGUUGAGGCUUAUAUGGCGCUGAUUGAGGGGAGGGUGAGAAAGGCUUGGGUAUGUUAUUUUCCCUGCUCAACAUGGAUCAAGGACAAUUGCUAAUGAGUUGGCAGCUCUACCAACUCUACCUCACACCGCAGAACUCCGACCUCGUCCGCAAAUUAUACGUUUCCCCCUGCUCGCGCAUGCCACUGGUCCAAAUGACCAUCGCAAGCCACCUCCGCUCAGCUGCCGAGGCCGAAUUGAUCAAAUCCGCCGGCACCAACGUCGUCUCGGCCCUGGAUCUCAUCCGGGACGCAGAGGAAGCUCUCCACGCGCUCUCGCAGCUUCUGGGAGAGGGCGAAUGGUUCUUCGGACAAUCCCGACCAGGAUUCUUCGACGCGACUGUCUUUGCGUACACGCAUCUGAUUCUGGACGAUGCCCUGGGCUGGAAACAGAAUGAGCUGAAGGAUGCGCUGGGCAAGCAUGCGAAUCUCGUGAGGCACCGGGAGCGGAUACGAGAGAUGUACUAUUAG